This is a messenger RNA of Gopherus flavomarginatus (Mexican gopher tortoise), 8785 nucleotides long. It is a transcript of the gene GXYLT1, whose product is annotated as glucoside xylosyltransferase 1. The transcript is spliced from 8 exons. Gene Ontology annotation, molecular function: UDP-xylosyltransferase activity. The coding region runs from base 1 to 1317 and encodes 438 amino acids. The record is from RefSeq and is a predicted model, not a curated record. Gene Ontology annotation, biological process: protein O-linked glycosylation via N-acetylgalactosamine. Lineage: Eukaryota; Metazoa; Chordata; Testudines; Testudinidae.
AUGCGGCGCUACGUGCGGGUGGCGCUGCUGUGCCUGGGCUGUGGCUUGUGCUCGCUGCUCUACGGCUCCAGCCAGCUGGCCCUGGAGCAGGAGCCUGGCUGGGGGAAGCCGCAGGCCCGAGACCCCGCCGCUCCCGUCCGGAGACAGCGCGCUGGCGGCGGGAGGGCGGCGGCGGGAAGCGCAGGCCGCGGGGAGCCGGAGCUGCCAGACAGGUGUAAGAAUUUGUCUAUAUCUUACUGGAAUUCCUAUUGGAUGCUGCCCUCUGAUGUUUGUGGAAUGAACUGCUUUUGGGAAGCUGCUUUUAGAUAUGAUUUUAUGAAAACUCAGCCUGCUGAGAAGAUGCACCUAGCAGUGGUUGCCUGUGGUGAAAGGCUGGAGGAGACUGUUACUAUGUUGAAAUCAGCCAUUAUUUUCAGCAUCCAACCUCUACAGUUUCAUAUUUUUGCAGAGGGCCAACUGCACAACAGCUUCAAAGGCAUACUCAAUGGUUUGCAAUAUCAAGGAAAAUUUAAUUAUACCGUAUACCCAAUAACAUUUCCGACUGAGAGCGCAGCAGAAUGGAAGAAACUGUUUAAACCCUGUGCUUCACAAAGGCUGUUCUUGCCAUUAAUCCUCAAAGAUCUGGAUUCGUUACUGUAUGUUGAUACUGACAUCCUGUUUUUGAGACCUGUUGAUGAUAUUUGGUCUUUUCUGAAAAAAUUUAAUUCCACACAAAUUGCUGCAAUGGCACCAGAACACGAGGAACCUCGUAUUGGAUGGUAUAAUCGCUUUGCUAGACACCCAUAUUAUGGAAUAACUGGAAUAAAUUCUGGAGUAAUGCUAAUGAAUAUGACCCGUAUAAGAAGAAAGUAUUUCAAGAAUGAUAUGACAACAGCUCGGCUACACUGGGGAGAAAUUCUUAUGCCAUUGCUUAAAAAAUAUAAACUAAACAUAACAUGGGGUGAUCAAGAUCUGUUGAAUAUUAUGUUUUUUCAUAAUCCAGAGAGCCUAUUUGUCUUUCCCUGUCAAUGGAAUUAUCGUCCUGACCACUGCAUUUAUGGAAGCAAUUGUAAGGAAGCUGAAGAAAAAGGAAUAUUUAUUCUUCAUGGAAACAGAGGUGUUUACCAUGAUGAUAAACAGCCAACGUUUAGGAUUAUAUAUGAAGCAAUAAAAAAAUAUUCCUUUGGUGAUGACCUGGUUAAUUUCCUGUUACAGCCCCUAGAACUGGAACUGCAGAAGACAAUGCAUACAUACUGUGGAAGAAUAUACAAAGUGUUCAUAAAGCAGCUAACAAAAAGCAUAAGAGAUAUUUAUGAUAGAGGAUCAAAGGGAAGUUGAUUCUUACUACAAACUCACAAAAUUAUUGAAUUCAAACAGACGGAAUAUAUAAAAUGUAUGAAGGAUGUUCAUACAAAAAAUAUAAUAUUGCUUGAAUCACCUAUUCCUAGCGUGCCUAGGUAAAUGUUUACCAGUGUAGAUAAAAUGAAGAAACUGUUCAUAUUAUGAAGAAUACAAACACUUUCCUGCAAAGAAGAUAUUUUUGAUCUUUUAAUCACUGCUAAUUUUCAUUCGAGUUCUAGUGAAUAUGGGAGUUACUGGCUCUUCUAGUCGGUUUUUUUAUUCUGCAUAAUUCAGUUGUCUGUCAUACUCAAAUGGGUAAAACAGAAAUUAAGAUAGAUCUAUUGGUAGAAUGUACCUCAUACAUUAUCUAUGAUUCUGCUAAACUGUGAAUGUAGCAAUAAUUGAGUCAGCACUAACCUCACUUUAAAAGUGUGAGAACAAAGUUGUUUACAAGGACAGAAGUUAUUCUGUCUUCAAAGAAAUGUGACAUAACCAUUGACAAUCUGUAUGUGCCUUUAGACUUGUUCAUCUCCUACGUGUUAAAAUAUUGUUUUGACAAUCAUGUUUCAUAUUUUAAAUGUAAACUGCACAUUAUAAACAAGAUUUUCAAAGCAAUUAAUCACUAGUUUAAGAGGAACUAGUUUCCCGUCUGUAGUUACUGAUAUCUUGUUGUGAUACAACCUCCUAACAGAUGCUGUGUUCAGCCAUCUUGCCAAAAUACUCCAGCUGAAUUUUUUAUGAAGAUAUAAUACAAGAUUUUUUUUAAAAAUAGUUUUUAUCACUUUUAAUGAUACCUUUUUGCAACUUUACUGAGCUUUCUGGAAGCAGAAAUAUAUAAUGGAAUGUUGCCUCUAUUAUAUUUAAUUACUAAAAAUGAUUUCAUGAUAUGGUAGAGAGCUGUGAGUGGGGGUCUUAAUUGUUCACUAGAAUGCAUAUAGGACAUGUUUCCUAUGAGAACUAUUAAUGGUGAGGAAGUAUUACACACAUUACCGGUUCACCUCAGAACCCCGUCUCCCCCAAUAGAUUUGCAUAUGUGCUUAAUAACAAAGCUUAAAAAUCUUGGACAGAUCCUCAGAUGAAUGGUUCCAUUGACACCAAUAGAGCUAUGCUGAUUUACAAGAGUAUUAGGCCCCUGUAUUUUUGUUUAUAGGAAACCUGUUCCAUUGUUUUCAGGAUAUAAAUUUAUUUCCUUUUGAAAAAUGAAACAAAAUAAGAAAAAAUCUAUUGGUUCUAAUAGUAAUAAAAUAUUUUUCUUCGAGUGAUUGUUCAUGUCCAUUCCAAUUAAGUGUGCGCAUGCCGCAUGCACGGACAUCAGAGACCUUUUUCCCUUAGCAGCUCCCGUCAGGACGGUAGGGGAGCCCCCUAGAAUGGUGCCCUUAUGGCAGUAUAUAUAUUACCCUCCCUUCAGUUCUGUCUUACCGUCCAUGGAGGGGUUGGAAUGUGCUCGCUCGCUCGCUUGCAAGUGAUCCCUUAGCCUUUCAAUCUUCUAGUUAGAGUUGUCCUUAGGUAGUUAGCAAUUAGUUAAAUACCAUUGUAUUCAGGUGUCUGGAAGCUAGUUCCAGCACCAGCCUUGGACUGCGGGAAAUGCCGCAAGCCCAUUGUUUCAAAGCUUGCGACACGUGCCACAAGUUUAUGCCUAACAGCGACCCCCACGACUCCUGUCUCCAGUGUCUGGGAGUGUCUCAUCAGGCAGAGUGCUGCAAAAUCUGCAAGGCCUUCAAGCCGCGCACUAAGAAAGAAAGAGACUUUCACCUUAAGCAGUUGCUCAUGGAGGCCACUUUACAACCACCAGCCCCUGACUGACCGGCACUGACCCCAGCUUCCUCGUUGAAAAGUGCCCCGGCAUCCAUGCAUGACCUGGCACUGCCCAGGCACCGUAAAUUGCCAGCACCGAGAUGAGCCGACAAACCUCGGCGCCGGUCAACUAAGCAUCACAAGAAAGGAGAAAGAAGGUGCUCUCCCCAAAGAGCUACUAAGCUGCUCAAAGAAGCUCCUUGCAUGCAAAGACAGAUUGCAGGCCCAAACCAGGAACUGGCACCGUCGACUCUGGUGCCACAGGCCCCAUUGAGUCCAGUACCCAGCAGAUUCAGUGCCGAUGAAUGUCUGGAGGUCAUCAAACACCCCUCCACACCCGAUUCUUUCGAGGCAGCGAAAGACCUCAUUGAGUUGUUGGCGCCAAACCCCCUCCUGUGCAGGGAGAAGCCUUCUGGCAUCACCCAAGAAGGUGCUGUCAAGAGGAAAACCGGCAGUGGUGCUCCGCUCAAGGUCACCCUCUCGGCACUGCUCUUGGCACCGCUCCUGUUCAAGCGUGGCAUCCUGCUAUUCCCCAGCACCUGUGACCGAGUGUGAAGUUAUGGCACCAGAGGCGAAUCCACUAGCAGUGCCCACGGCAACCGCACGCCAGUUCACAACGCCAUCGGUCGCCCGGCGCCAGAGUACAACACCGACAAUCUCACCGGCACCAAGUGAAAGGCACCAGUCCCAGUCCUGAGACUCCUGGUACCAUUGGCGGUCCUGGUCAGCCAGGCACUGCUCCCCAGCUGCUCAGCAUUCGGUACCACCCUGGUCCUCUAAGUUGGCUCCAAGGCCGACUCCAGUCGGUCUAACUGUAGCAGACAUCGAACUGUAGCCAGCAGAGAAUCCCAAUCAGCACAGCAGCCACAGUGACUUCCUCUGGGUCAGUGGCCUUUCUGGACCCCAUGGGCCUACCACCAGCAGCAGGGCAUCACCUCCAGAGUCUCUAGGUCUGGGCAAUCUAUGCAACGCCAUUCCAGGUUGCCACACAGGCACGCAUCAAGGACAAGGGCGACCACUUUCUCCACACUGCCCCUGGACCCCAAGAGCAACCAGCGCUUCCAUGCCCAAUGCCCGAGGCGGUGCCAAGUACUGCGACAACUCAAGACGUGUCAGCCCCACCGGGCCCUGAAAUGUCCCAGGCAUAUGGGGACACACAGGAGGGUCUAGAUGAAGGCAACUGGCAGCACCUCACUUCCUCCUCUUCUCCAGACGAGGCGGUGACGGGCACAUCGGUCUCAGGACUGCCACCGAUCGACAGGGCUCACCAGGAGCUACUCCACAGGAUCGCCCUCAAUAUGGGCCUCCAGGCGGAAGAAACGGUCAAGCAGGAAGAUCCAGUGAUGGACAUCCUGAUGCCCGAAGUUCCCUCCAGAGUCGCGCUCCCUCUCAUAAAGACCAUACAAACAAAUUACAGCACUAUACGGCAGAUCCAGGCCUCCAUCACACCGACAGCCAGGGGGGUAGAAAGGAAAUACUUUGCUGCUUCCAGGGGCUAUGAGUUCCUGUUCUGCCAUCUAACUCCCUGUUCCCUAGUCGUUUCAGCAGUCAGUGAGAAGGAACGACAGGGCCGACAAGCCUUAGCCCCAAAGGCCAAGGAGGCCAAUUAUUUGAACCUCUUAGGUAGGAAGGUCUGCUCCUCUGGGGACCUCCAGCUAUGCAUAGCCAACCAACAGGCGAUCCUUAAUAGACAUAACUUCAACUCUUGGAUGGCCGUGUUCAAGUUUAAGAAUCGCCUGCCCCAGGACUCUCACUCUGAGUUUAUGGCAUUAAUCAAGGAAGGAAAGGCAGUGGCUAAGACUUCGCUACAAACCUCCCUCAAUUCAGCUGACUCUGCAGCCAGAACCAUUGCCUCAGGGGUAGUCAUGCGACACUCAGUGUGGCUCCAGACAUCGGGUCUCCCUCCAGAGGUCCAGAAUACCCUCAAAGACCUUCCCUUUGAGGGCUCGGGGCUUUCCUUGGAGCAAACAAACUCCAGGCUGCACAGCCUUAAGGAUUCUAGGACCACCCUGAAAUCAGUAGGGACGCAUAUGCCGGCAACCCAGAGAAAGCCCUUCAGGCCUCAGCCUCCACAGCAAAGGCAGUAUCAACCCUGCCCCAGGUAGGAGCUGUAUCGCAGGCGGGGCAGAAAUAACAGGCAUAGACAGCAGAAUAAUGUGCCUAACCAAGGCCAGAAUAAACCCCAGCCCGGAAACAAGCCAGCAGUUGAAGGCAUUCCCGGGACAGUGUACCAAUCCAGUUCCUGGAUCCAUCCCCACAGUUUUUAAACCAGUUAUCCCACUUCUAUCAUGCUUGGUCCCCUAUAACGUCGGACCGCUGGGUGCUGCACACUGUAGAGUUAAUCCCUCCAAUUCUCCUCCUUCCCUCCCUCCCACCCACCUUCCCCAUCCCUCUUCAAGGACCCCUCUCACAAGCAGCUCCUUAUGCAGGAGGUUCGUUCAGUCGUCAAGAUAGGUGCGGUGGAGGAGAUUCCACAGGAGCUAAGGGGAAAGGGGUUUUACUCCUGUUACUUUCUAAUCCCUAAGGCAAAGGGGGGUCUUUGACACAUUUUAGACCUUUGCGGACUCAGCACAUUUAUGGUCAAACUCCAGUUCCACAUGAUCCCCUAAAGCACAUUCCAUCAUUGGAUCCAGGGGAGUGUGACGCUGCCCUCGACAUGACAGAUGCAUACUUCCAUAUUGCCAUUCACCCAGUGCACUGACUCUUCCUCCGGUUUAUCGUAAACCAAUAUCACUACCAGUUCACAGUUCUCCCGUUCAGCCUGUCAACAGCCCCCCGCGUGUUCACGAAAUGCAUGUUCCAAGGACGAGGUCCAGUACCACAUGACAAUGGUCGUGGACAUGUUUCAUAGACUGGGGCUCCUCAUUGUACCCAAAUCAUCACUCAUACCUACCCAAAGGAUAGAGUUUAUAGGGGCAGUCCUGGACUCGAUAUGGGCGAAUGUGAGACUUCCAGAGCCCAGGUUCCAAGCGAUAGAGCAAACUGUCAAAUCAGUGCUUCAGUAUCCCACCGUGACAGUCAGGUGUUGCCUGCAGCUAACAGGGCAUAUGGCAGCAUGCACCUAUGUGGUCAAGCAUGCCCAAUUGAGACUCAGGCCCAUGCAGGCGUGCCUCGCACUUACUGUCUGUACUGAGACCCCCUGGACCUUGUGGUGACAAUCCCGGGACAGGUUCUAGAAUCCUUGUAUUGAUGGCUGGUCUGUGCAGGGGUUCCCUUCACCAAGCCUCAACCUUCUCUGAUGUUAGUAACAGAUGUGUCAGAUCUGGGCUAGGGUGCACACUAAGGGGAUCUGAGGACCCAAGGCUUGUGGUCGAGGGAUGAGAUACCUCAUAUCAACCUGAAGGAGCUCAGGGCAGUUUGUCUGACUUCCAAACCUUUCAUGCCACUUUGCAAAGUCACAGCAUGACCGUCCUGACAUAACACCACCGCCAUGUUCUAUAAACAAGCAAGGUGGAACCUGCUCCUCACCUCUCCGCCAUGAGGCUUUUCUUCUCUGGGACUUCUGUAUCGCCCAAUCCAUUCAGCUCGAAGCAUCCUACCUUCCAGGGGUACGGAACGAGCUGGCAGAUCGCCUCAGCAGGUCAGACCACAUGCACGAGUGGUCAAUCAGAUCGGACAUCAUAAAGUCAGCCUUCCAAAAGUGGGGUUAUCCCCAAGUAGACCUCUUUGCCACCAAGAGCAACAGACAGUGCCCUCAGCUCUGCUUAUUCCAAAACCACAGUCCAGGCUCAAUUGCUGAUGCGUCCUUAAUACCAUGGGAUGAAAGUCUGAAGCAGGGGUCGGCAACCUUUCAGAAGUGGUGUGCCAAGUCUUCAUUUAUUCACUCUAAUGUAAGGUUUCACGUGCCAGUAAUACAUUUUAACAUUUUUAGGUCUCUUUCUAUAAGUCUAUAAUAUAUAACUAGACUAUUGUUGUAUGUAAAGUAAAUAAGGUUUUUAAAAAUGUUUAAGAAGCUUCAUUUAAAAUUAAAUUAAAAUGCAGAGCGCUCUGAACUGGUGGCCAGGACCUGGGCAGUGUGCGUGCCACUGAAAAUCAGCUUGCGUGCCGCCUGCAGCACGCAUGCCAUAGGUUGCCUACCCCUGGUCUGAAGUAUGCCUUUCCUUGUAACCCGCUCGUCCACUGGGUCCUCCUCAAAAUUCGCAGGGAAAGGGCAACGGUAAUCAUGAUCGCCCCAUCUUGGCCCCAGCAGCAUUGGUACAGAACCCUCCUAGAGUGGUCCAUAGGACGCCCUGAUAGCCCUGCCCCUCCACCCAGAUCUGAUCACCCAGGACCACUGGUGCCUCCUUCACCCGAACCUGCAAUCUCUACAUCUCAUGGCUAAAUCCCAUAGAGAGCCAGUGCUUUCAGUCGGUGAGACAAAUCCUCCUGGGCAGUAGAAAACCUUCCACUGGGUCUACCUACUUGGCAACAUGGAAAAGGUUUUCCUGUUGGUGUGAAGCCAAGCACCUUCAAUCACUCCAGGCUCCUAUCCCAGUUAUUUUAGACUAUCUCCUACACCUUAAGCAACAGAGUCUAUCCCUUUCCUCCAUCAGAGUACACCUGGUGGUGAAUCAAUGGCAAGAAGGAACUGAAGGGGAGUCAGGAUGGCAGGGUAAUAUAUACAUCUCCAUAGGGGUGCCACUUUAGGGGGCUCCCCUGCCAUACUGACGGGAGCUGCUAAGAAAAAAAGUUUCCAAAGUCCAUGCAUGCGAUGUGCACACACCUAAUUGUAAUGGACGUGAACAACAUAUCUUGAACAACAACAGUUACGAGAGGUAAGUAACUGUCUUUUAUAUCUUAAUGGCAUGAAUGCUGUUUUAGGUAAUACUUAAGCAGAAUUUAGAUAAUAGUUCUAAUUGGAAUGAAGUAAUUAUAUGGUGGCUUUUUCUGGGAGUUCCUUAGUAAUCUGAGCUUGAAAGAUCCCGCCAAUGUCUAGUCAUCCGCACCUUCCAUGAGGCCCCAUAUAAUGGCCAUCUUUCUGUCUGAGGAUGACUGGCUCUUAUGUUUGUCAGCUCCAACUGGAUCCAAGAAGUCGCUGAGCAAUACAGAAACACACCCUCUAUUGUGAGCAGUGCUUCUGUUGUACUCCCAGCCCCUGUGGCCCAGGGAGCAAGAGACUGGAUGGGAAGUAGAAGCCAGAAUCUCUUGCAUGUUGUGUAGUGCACAACCACUAGUCUUAUUAGACAAAUAUGGAGCUAUUUUUAAUAGGGAUAAUACAUUGGAAACUGUGGGUUUUGUUUAUAGUUCCAGCACAUAAAUUCAGAUGCCAGAAGCUAAUCCGCCCCAACUUCACUCACAGUGCAUUUUUUGUGCAUACACGUGUUGCAUAUCAAAUAAAAAGUAUUAAUGAGCCAGAUAAAUAAUGUUAAUUCUACUUAACCAUCUAUUGGAAGUCACCAAAUGGUCACCACACUGUAUAUUCUUAUUUUUAGAAUAAUGUGGAAAUCAAAUAAUUCUCUUAAUGUUUGUGUAUUUACUUAUAUUUCGCACACUAAAACACCAUAGAAAAUUUACUUUACUAUUGAAACUAGUUCAUACGUACAGUUUCCAUACUUAUGAAGUGAAAGAUGUUUAUCUCCUUUAAAACUCUUUCUAGAUUUAAAAUCUGUAUGACCGUGAAUGCAAUUGUAAAGUUGAAUGACUUGCAGCAUGAAAUGCAUUAUUUUUUUACAUAAACUUUGUUUUGCAUCUG